AUUUGAUUGAUGUGCUAGAAUAGCAAUUAUUGAAUAAUUGAUAUUUUAAAGUGCAAAAUACAAAAAAGGACAACACGAUCGAUCAUUUACUACGUAUUCGAAUCGAAAAUUUUACAAAUUCAUAAUAAUAAAAUAGCAUCGUUAAAUCAAGUGUUAAUUUUGAUUAAAGACGAACAUUGUGAUUUUAUAGACUUCAUUUUCUUUAUCUAAACAAGUUUUAAUGGUGAUUUUAAGUCAAACGAACAUUUUCUUUGUGGCAAAGCAACAAAUUUCACACGUGAAAUUCCACCAAUUUUUAUAUCGGAUUAUAAAACAAUUGGCAUUCAUUUACUGUUUCAUAUUUAUUCAAUAUAAAAUGCCAUCACUUCCACAGGCCGCUUUUGCCGUAUGCAAAAUUCGUGAACAGAAUUCAAAGAGUCAAGGAGGCACCGAUGGCAGCAAUUCGAUUGUCUACAAUCAGAAAUUGUUGGAAUAUUUACCAGUGAAAUACAAUGAAAAAUUCAUGAAUGCGAUUUGGGGACAUUAUAAUCGUUAUUCACCACAUAACAUCAAAAGUAACGAUGCUGCUGUUGCCAUUUCGAAAAACGGGAAAGAACUGAUGUUGGCCGCAAAAAAAGCCGCAGCAUCGGUUCAACAACAAUCUUUUUUCUAGAAUCUCAUAUUUACAAAAAUGAUAGAACUUAAAAGACAUUUUUUGCAGACUCUUACAGACAUAUACAUAAAUAUAUCUGCUG
Molecule: messenger RNA, 734 nt
Organism: Contarinia nasturtii (swede midge)
Lineage: Eukaryota; Metazoa; Arthropoda; Insecta; Diptera; Cecidomyiidae
Exons: 3
Coding region: 221-652 (143 amino acids)
Source: RefSeq, a predicted model, not a curated record